GUGUCUCGCGGUUCAGUUUCUUUGCAGAGGCAUUUUCACUUUGAUUAAUUUUUAAAAAAAAAGAACAAAACUAAAACGCAACGAAAUAUAUGUAACUAGAGAAGUUUAUUAUGUAUGAGACGUGGUAAUUAAUUCUCACUUGUAAACUGUCUGAAGUCCUAUUUAUCACAAUUUAAUACAGAAAUAUGUAUUGGUUCUCAGUUAAUCACGUCAUUCGAAAAGUGGAUCUUCAAGUAAUUACUCUCUCAGUGCUAUUAUUGCAGAUGUGCUUGGGCAGUAAUGUAGCAUGCAAAGAUUAUUAUGGGACCCGUAUUCACCCUUCUGUAACUGGCAUUCCAGAAGCUGAUAUGUUGAUUAACAUGUCAAACAUCCGAUCAAAUAUUCGGUGCUUUUCUCUUUGUAUGACAUAUUCCGAAUGUGGUAUGAUUAUUUACAGCGUUUCCGAUGAAGUAUGUAUCCUACGUAAAAUCAAGCAACUACCUGGUGCCACAUCAUUCAUCGAAAUUCCUCCAAACAGUAUUUACACCAUACUACAAGCUCCUGAAUGCCCAACGUCAGAUGGCUACACUUACCAACCAGAACUCAGAUUAUGCUUUCGAAUAGGUCAAACCAAAAUCACAUGGAAUGAAGCUGCAAACGUUUGCAAUAAGGAUCGAGGACAACUUAUCCACAUAAAAAAUCUAGAAAUAAUGAAGUACCUACUAAACGAAUUGAGAACGUGGCCAGAUGAACAUUUCUAUUUUGGAUUAUGUAAAGAUAUUAAAAAGAACGCCUUUGUAUGGCAGAAUGGAGAAGCGCUUACGUUUUCUUUUUGGAUGCAAAAUAGACCUGACGAUCGUACUGGCAAUCAGAACUGUGGAUGUUUAGACAGUAUCGGUAGUCACAAAUGGAAUGAUGUUCGUUGUAACGUCAAGGGUCAGGCGAGACAUAUAUGCGAGAUAGUCUUGCAAUAAAUGUGCAGCUGAAAGAACGGUAAUUACACACACACACACACACACACAUGCACUAACAGAGGCAAGCAUAUACAGAGACACACACUUAUGCAUGGCUAUAUGUGUGUAUAUGCAUGCAUACAUACAUAAAUACAUACAUACACACAGACACACUCACACAUACACACGCAAACACACACACACAUACGCACACACUCAUAUAUAUAUACAGCAAUGUGGAACGAGGAAAUUAAUUUGUGAACACCGAAUUGGUUGAUAUAAUUUCUUUAUUUGUGAAUUAAGGCUAACAUUGGUUUCAUAUUAGAAAAGUAGGAAAAUAUCAU
This is a messenger RNA of Octopus bimaculoides (California two-spot octopus), 1276 nucleotides long. RefSeq lists its product as uncharacterized. The record is from RefSeq and is a predicted model, not a curated record. NCBI's taxonomy places the organism in Eukaryota, Metazoa, Mollusca, Cephalopoda, Octopoda, Octopodidae.